CCCAACACACAGUCUAAUGGCUCUCGAGAUAGUCGUGGGGUCGAGACGAUAUCGAUCAUAGGGAGAUGAGAGGAAAAAGGGGAAACAAACCGAGGGAGGCCGGUCGAGUGCGAGGGAAAAAGGCAGCGAGGCUUUCGGAGGAUUGACGAAAAAGCUGGGCGUCACGUACUCGUGAGGAAAAAUCGUCAAACCCCGUAGAAACUCGUGAGAGUUUCUCAGUUCAAGGAGUUGGGUAAAGGAAAGUGCGCGAUGUGAGCGGAGCCGCUGAGUGUGCGGCGAGAAAAAACGUGCGUUCAACGCGACUUGAUCGAAAGCCCGAAAGGCGCAGACGCCGAGAAGCUCGAGGCGUUUCGAGGGCUCGCAACGAAGGCAUCGUCGCCGCCGCUCCGACCGCGGCUAUCGGUACUCACUUCCGCGACAGCGUUCGACCUUGCGGCGCACAAACUCUCCGCGAUCGUUUCGUACUUCGAAAGUAUUUAAAAUGCAGAAACAAAGGGAGAGAUCGGCCCGUUGAAUCCACCGACGACCGAGCUUCAGAAACAGUGCCGAACUUUUAAAGUGAGAGUGCUUUCGACGAUAUCCCAGGGGAAAAACCGAGCGACGAAGUUCAAGUCGCUAAGAUGACCGAGAACAACGAGCUGCUCAAUAAAUUCGUUAAACCAACUGGCGGGCUCUCGUACCAGACGUCGCGACGUUCCUUAUCCACUACUCGGCUCCAAACACCCCGUCGCGUGGAACAUUGAAUACGUAAAAUGGGUGGAAACCAAUCAGCACGAAGCGUACCCACCCCCGGCGAAGAAGUGAAUUUCGACCAUUUUCAAAUCCUGCGAGCCAUCGGCAAGGGCAGUUUUGGGAAGGUUUGCAUCGUUCAGAAGCGCGAUCGUACGGGCAACAUGUACGCUAUGAAAUACGUUCACAAGGGUGAGUGCGCUGAGAAAGGAGCAUUGAAAAACGUCGCGAGGGAGGUCGAGAUUCUUUCGAAACUGGAGCAUCCCUGUCUCGUCAAUCUCUGGUUCAGUUUUCAAGACGAGGAGGAUCUCUUCAUGGUAUCCGAUCUUCUGCUCGGCGGUGAUCUGCGCUAUCACAUACAGCAACAAGUGAUCUUCACCGAGGAGAGCAUCGCUCUGUACGUCGCUGAGAUCGCUCUGGCUUUGGAUUACCUACAAAGCCACAGGAUUUUGCACAGGGACAUCAAACCGGACAACAUACUUUUGGACGAGGAGGGGCACGCCCACGUGACGGAUUUCAAUAUCGCGACGGUGCUCGAGGGCGAACAUCUAGCAACUUCGAUGUCGGGAACUAAGCCAUACAUAGCUCCGGAGAUUUACAUGUGCUCGUGUGACGAGUUCAACGUCCAGGGCUAUGGGUAUCCUGUCGAUUGGUGGAGUCUCGGAAUACUCGCGUGGGAAACUCUCGCCGGCUCCCGCCCUUAUUCCCUGCACGCUGCUACGACCCACAGGGAGGCGCUUUCCAUCAUUCAGGUCAAACGGGUACCGCCAUCGCACUGGAGCUCCUCUAUGUGCGAACUUUUGGAUGGGCUCUUGAACCGAACACCCGAAAAUCGAAUAUCGACGCUGUCGAAAUUGAAGGAAGUUUCGCUUAUGAAGAAUCUCGAUUUUGAGAAAGUUCUCAAAAAACAAAUGAAACCUUUAUUCACACCGCCCAAAGAUCACUUGAAUUGCGAUCCUACUUUUGAACUCGAGGAAAUGAUAAUCGAGACGAAACCGCUUCACAAGAAGAAAAAGCGACUCGCUAAACAAAGAUCGCUCAGAGCCAGCGAUUUGCAGCAAUCGCAAGCGGAUCAGGAUCAAAAUCUGGGGAACAGUGGAAACGGUGGAGGCUUGGCGUCAACCGAUGUUACGAGGCUCGCAUACAUACCGGAGUACAGAGUUUAUAAUCGUGAACGAGAGAUGGAGAGAAUCGAGCGUGAGAAAAAAGAAAAACAGUGGGAAGAGGAACUUAACACUGCCAUGAUGGGUGCUGAAGAAAGGCUGAGAAUAAAACACCAGAGACACAAGCAACACGUUAGACCGGGCAGUCGCUUGGGAAUUUCGUCUGCCAAUGUCAAAGCGAGAAUCGGCGCAUCCCCGAAACCACAUCGACGAAGAAGUGCGACGUCGUCUUCGGAGAUCGAUUACAUCGACGCGAGUCCCGAGCCUUCCACGUCCUAAAUUAAAUUUUAGCGUUUCUUAUACUUUCUUUUUCUACUCUUUGGAUAUGGUUCCUUCAUUCUCAGGGGAAAAAGACAUCGCUGGUUUGUGGGAUUUUUUUUGUAUUAUUCAACGUAUGGAUUGUCUGGUUUAUAAAAACUUGGCAAAUUGGAAAGACACCAGAACAUCUGUAAGAAAACUUGCAAAUCGUAGUGAUUUUGUUCACAAAAAAAUCGUGUCAUUGCAAUUGAAUUUGAGAAAACAAUUUUUAGAUCGAUUGGAUCAUUGUAGCGUGGCCGAAGAUUACAAAUCAAAUUCUUCGUUCCCAAACCAUUUGGUUUAUUCGAAAUCCAUUGGACGUUGAUUUUGGUAGUUAUGAAACAAACCAUCACGAUUCCCCAACGACGUUAACCCCGAUGAGAAUUCUGAAUCAUACUCAAAGGAACUUGACACACUUUUUCGACAGCUGCAUAAAUUGUUGCAAUUUGUGAUAAUACUUAAUGAAUCUAUUACGAACGGUUGAGCUCAAAAUUGCAGGCUCAAUGAGUGGAGUGCUCGUACUUUUGGCAUGCGCGCACUUAAAAUAGGCGCAUGAACGCUUCGAUGGGACAAAGCUCUGAAAGCCGUGUUGAAAGGUGCUGAAUAUAAAAAGUGCAAAGUUUUUCAGUUUUUUGCAUUGUUUAUAUUAAUAAUGAAAUGAAUAAAGGUCAAAAUUACUGUUA
This is a messenger RNA of Venturia canescens, 2872 nucleotides long. RefSeq names its product serine/threonine-protein kinase 32B. The transcript has 10 exons. The record is from RefSeq and is a predicted model, not a curated record. Gene Ontology annotation, molecular function: ATP binding; protein kinase activity. Lineage: Eukaryota; Metazoa; Arthropoda; Insecta; Hymenoptera; Ichneumonidae. Bases 753 to 2171 code for a protein of 472 amino acids. Gene Ontology annotation, biological process: protein phosphorylation.